Grosmannia clavigera kw1407 is the source of this 1164-nucleotide messenger RNA. RefSeq lists its product as uncharacterized. The record is from RefSeq and is a predicted model, not a curated record. Lineage: Eukaryota; Fungi; Ascomycota; Sordariomycetes; Ophiostomatales; Ophiostomataceae. The transcript is spliced from 3 exons. The coding region runs from base 1 to 1164 and encodes 387 amino acids.
AUGACGGAUCCAGCAUUCCCCGGCCUUCGGGGAUAUGACCCCGACAACCUGCAGCACUGGACGGUGGGCGUGGUGACGGCGAUGACAGUGCUGGCCACGCUGUCGGUGGUUCUGCGACUUGUCAGCCGGUACCUCAAGGGGCAGUCGUUAUGGUGGGACGAUUACGCGAUCAUAUUCUCCUUGUGCUGGAAUUACGUCGUCGUCGGCUUCAUAUUUGCCAUGUACGCCGAGGGAAUGGGAAUCCAUGCAGACAAGGUGUCGACGGACAAGAUCGUCAUGAUGGCCAAAUGGCUUCUGGUGGCAGAGAUUCUGUAUGCAUGGAACCUCUGCUGGACCAAGAUCUCGCUGCUGCUCAUGUACUACCGCAUCUUCCACAUCCGGUUCUUCAAGAACAUGGCCUUUUGCAUCGGCGGCUUCGUCCUUUGCUGGGGCGUCACCGUGACCUUUCUCUUCGUCUUCAUAUGCGUGCCGGUGGCGAAGCUCUGGUACCCCGACCUGCCGGGCCACUGCAUCGACCAGGUCGGCACCUGGAUCGCCAACGCGACCUCGACCAUCCUGACGGACCUGGCCAUCUUGGUCCUGCCGAUCCCGCAGAUCUGGAAGCUGCAGCUGCGGCGGGCCGAAAAACUGGCACUGACCGUCGCCUUUGGCCUCGGAUCCUUCGUCGUCGCCGCGUCAGCCUACCGCUUCUCCGUACUCUUCUCCUACAGCAACUCAGACCCGUCCUAUACGCUCGCGCCCACUGUCGGCUGGACGGCGAUUGAGAUGUCUGCCGGCAUCAUCUCGGCUUGCCUGCCGACGCUGCGGCCGACACUCGUGUUCGUGUCCAAGACCCUGGGCCUCAGACUGUUCUCGACCCGCAGCGGGCAGUCAACCAAUCAUUCCCGAGGCGCCAACCAGGACUCGCAGGGCCGGGUGAUCAAAACAAACAAUUCGGAGCUGCUCAGCGCAUCGACACAUGCGCAGAAGCAGAAGGCCAAGGAUGCCUUCUACCGGCUAGACGACGGGUCGAACGAGAGCCCGGUGGACGAGGGCCUGCGGCCGGCGCACGGGACCAAGUUCACAGUGGCGACAUGGCGGGAUAGCUCUGGCAGCGCGGACGAGAUCCCGCUGCAUUCAAUCCGCGUGCAAACAGACCUGAAGCAAACGGAACAUGAUGAUUAG